GUAGCUGGACUUUGUUGCUGUUUUUAAUGGGUCUUCUGUCAAGCUCAGACAUUCCUGAGUCAGUUCUCGUGGACAGGUCCGGUCCGGGUCCGGUCUGGGUCCGGUCUGAUCCCGUGUGGCCACACCUCCCCUCCCCCUCCCGUCGGCGGCCACAUUCCCCGUUACCUUUCACCCCCGAGAAGCCCCGCUCAGUCGGCGAAGCAACGUAGAAAAACUCCGUAACAACAUGGCAUCAGGUGUGACCGUGAACGAUGAGGUCAUCAAGGUGUUUAACGACAUGAAGGUGAGGAAGUCAUCGACCCAGGACGAAGCUAAAAAGAGGAAGAAGGGGGUUCUGUUCUGUCUGAGCGACGACAGGAAGAAGAUCAUCGUAGAGGAGGGGAAACAGAUCCUGGUGGGCGACAUCGGAGAGACGGUGGACGACCCCUACGCCGCCUUCGUCAAGCUGCUGCCACUAAACGACUGCAGAUACGGCCUGUACGAUGCCACCUAUGAGACCAAGGAGUCCAAGAAGGAGGACCUCGUCUUCAUCUUCUGGGCCCCAGAGAGCGCCCCACUGAAGAGCAAGAUGAUUUACGCCAGCUCUAAAGAUGCCAUCAAAAAAAAGUUCACAGGUAUCAAACACGAGUGGCAGGUGAACGGGCUGGAUGACAUCCAGGACCGCAGGACGCUGGCCGAGAAGCUGGGUGGGAAUGUGGUGGUGUCUCUAGAGGGCAAACCGCUGUGAUGUCAUUGUGGCCGAGCGGAGCCAAGCCAACCGCCGUGCCAUCGGACCGAAGCCCCUGACCCCACCAAACACCGCCGCUUCACCCAGCAGCUUGCUCUGUCUGUUUCCAUGUCCUGAAGAAAUUAGCAUCUUUAGGCCUCUGUGUUCUCUUUUGUUUUUGUUCUUUUGCUUUUUCCCCAACAUGGAGAUCUCAUCUACAUCAUGAUAUACAAAUACCUCCCAGUUUGUUGCCACAUAACCCCUGUUCAUUUGGCAGAAACUAAAACACACACACUACCAGACUCCAGGAGUUUUGCCAAAAAGUCCAUAUGAAGGAAGCAGCCGUAUGUGUUGGAGGCGACCCCUGCAGCACACAGGUUUUUACAUAUGACUUUAUUUAUUAUUGUGUUGUUUCUUUUCCAGUAUGUUCAAGCCAGACACAUUGUUAGACUAUGCACUCAGAAGAGAAGAUCAUUACCCAGCACGUUUUGUUGAAACACUACACAUUGAGACAGAAAAUUCCUGAUGUCAAAUUCUGUGACGUAGUCACGGCACCGUUUGUUUACCUCAGCUUUAUUCCUGUUGGAUUCACUGUCAUUCUAGCUGUUUGGUCGCCGCCUUACUUUCAGUUUGAAUGUAACCGUCACACCCGAGUUAGAGUGCACUUUUAUUUUGUAAAGAAACACUACCGGAAGAAGAUUUGACCCCAGCAGUGAGGGACACCCCCGCAACGAACAAGAACAUGACGACAUCUGGAGCCUUAAAGUGGAUCGUUGUUUCUGAGAUCACAGGAAGCCACUUUGAAAUAAAAGCCUGUGGCAGAUCUGA
This is a messenger RNA of Betta splendens (Siamese fighting fish), 1534 nucleotides long. RefSeq names its product cofilin 2 (muscle) (gene cfl2). NCBI's taxonomy places the organism in Eukaryota, Metazoa, Chordata, Actinopteri, Anabantiformes, Osphronemidae. Gene Ontology annotation, cellular component: actin cytoskeleton; cytoplasm; actin cortical patch. The record is from RefSeq and is a predicted model, not a curated record. Bases 227 to 727 code for a protein of 166 amino acids. Gene Ontology annotation, molecular function: actin filament binding. The transcript is spliced from 4 exons. Gene Ontology annotation, biological process: actin filament fragmentation; cell motility; actin filament severing.